GCAGAGUACUAUUUUUUUCUGAUCAAUAUGGCGUUAUUCAAACGUCAAAGCAAAUGAACAGUGGUGUUGUGGUCCGUGGCGUUUAUUUAGUGAUAUCGUGAACCAUGGCUGGUUUUACGGAAAACGCGUUAGUUCGUAAGCUCCAAGAACUUAAUUCGAGUCAACAGAGUAUUCAAACGUUAUCGUUAUGGCUGAUACAUCAUAGAAAACACCACGCUGUAGUCGUCAAAACUUGGUUCAAAGAAAUACUAAAAGCUAAGGAUACAAAACAGCUGACAUUUAUGUAUCUAGCUAAUGAUGUGAUACAAAACAGUAAAAAGAAGGGUCCGGAAUACGGCAAGGAGUUUGGUGAAGUCCUCGUUGAAUCCUUUAAGCAUAUGGCAAAGACUGGUAUUACUGCUAAGACUAAGCACUCCCUGCACAGAAUUCUCUCUAUUUGGGAGGAGAGAGGAGUCUAUGACUCACAGAAGAUUCAGGAGUUUAAGGAGGCUGUUGACCCGAGCGACGCUCUCCCAAAGAAGAACAACAAACGCAAGUCGACUGAGGUAGAAAAUAAUAAGGAGCCUGAGAAGAAGGCGAAGAUCGAGGCUAGGGCUAAGCAGGAGCGUCGGAAGAGCGAGACCAAGGAGGUUGAUGGACAUCUCGAGACGCACACCACGCUGAGCCCCAAGACUCCGCCUGGAGACCCACCGGAACCUGAGGAACUAGUCAAGGCUCUGUUAGAGUUAGAAUCAAGUGCGUCCAGCGACGAGGCCGUUAGAGAGAGAAUCGCUUCGCUCCCACCGGAAGUUUCCGAAGUCCAAUUAUUGUCUAAGUUAGAAGAUAAGGAAUCGGCGUUGAGUCUGAGCGCGGUGGUGAACUCUGCGGUGGAGCUGCUGGCCGAGUACAACCUGCGCCUGAGCGAGGAGCUGGACAAGCGGCGCCGCGUGGCCGCCAUGCUGCGGGACUUCGCGCAGGCGCAGCGGGACCUCGCCAAGCAGGCCGAGGCCAGGCUAGAGGAAUACAACAUAAAACUCCAAAAGAUAUACGCAGUGAAAGCCGAAGUUAAAUCCCACAUAGAGAAUUUACCGGACGUGUCUCGUCUGCCCGACGUGACGGGAGGGCUCGCGCCCUUGCCCUCCGCCGGGGACCUCUUCAGCGUGUGACACAAGACACGCAAGCUGUUACACUGCGACCUCACAGCCCGGGAGAAACCUGUGUGGACCUGGAAACGUGGCAAAA
Molecule: messenger RNA, 1221 nt
Organism: Trichoplusia ni (cabbage looper)
Lineage: Eukaryota; Metazoa; Arthropoda; Insecta; Lepidoptera; Noctuidae
Product: regulation of nuclear pre-mRNA domain-containing protein 1B
Exons: 6
Coding region: 105-1145 (346 amino acids)
Biological process (GO): mRNA 3'-end processing
Cellular component (GO): RNA polymerase II, holoenzyme
Molecular function (GO): RNA polymerase II complex binding
Source: RefSeq, a predicted model, not a curated record